AACACAAAUGGGAUAGGAAUUGUUUGAAGGCAAUUACAGUACAGUCACACGAUUCUAAGCUGCUGAUAGCUAGUUCACUAGACUCUGAAUAUUUCUAAGAGAUUUAAUUCUGAUGUAGAAUCUGUAGUUGUCAAAGAAAUCAAGUACAGGAUAUAAAAAAAAACAAGAUUUAAUACUAAUGUAUUAAUGUCAAGUCAUUUUGAUAAUAAAAUGGAAUGUUUGGAUACAAUCAACCACCCAGAAUCAUGGGUGAAAGAAAAGUAUCAAGAGGUUCAGAAAUUACUGAAGGAACAUGAGGGAAAAAUUGAUCCUAGUAAGAUUUAUGAGAAAAAGUCUAAGGCGGUAGAAAUUUUGUUGGAAAUAUUGGAAGCGCUUAUACAUUGCAAAGAGACCCUUUGUACUGUAGCGGCCGCAAUAACUCAUUUAAACAUAGGUAUAUUACAGGCUGAUUUGGAAGAUACAGGACUCGCUAUAGAAUAUUUCAAAAAAUGCAUCGAUUUAUUAGAAGACAGCAAAUUAACGGCUGAAGGAAUAUUACCAGCUGUAAGCGCCAACAAUCAAUUAGGUUUGAUUUACGCUCAACGUGGUUCAUACGAAGAAGCUAAAGAUUUUCUAAAACAAGCUGAAGAUUUAUAUAUCAAGUUUACAGACGAUAUUAAACUUGAUCCCGUUCACAUGGUGACUAUCAUGGGUAUCGAGGAGAUUGAAGGAGAUCUGUGUGCUAAAAGUAUUCUCGAGAAGCUUCACACGUUAACCCUAUAUUAUUUAGCACAAGUCUGCCGUGAGCUAGAUGAUAAGUGUAAUUUUGCUUUAUAUUGUCACAGAACACUGAGCAAACAAUUGAGUCAAAACAAGAUAACGCAAGAUCUAGAUUAUGUCGACUGGGCUUUAAACGCCGCAACGAUAUCUCAAUAUUUCAUAGAACAAGACAAAUUUCCACAGGCGAGGCAUCAUCUAGCUGCGGCGUCCUGUAUAUUGGAGAAAUACUCGGAAAUCUUGAAGGCAAAGGGUACCAGGGAAACAAGCGAGAGUCUUGCUGCAGAAUAUGAAAAUUAUGAUCACAGAUCGGCGAGUAUCGCUAGAUGCUGGGCAAAGUACGGUAUUGCUCUCCUAGGAGCAUCCAAGGAAAGGUUAUUGAAAAGAUUUGAACAGGAAGAAGAACAAUAUUUAAAGUCCGCAAAAGUUUCCAAUGAAGCCUACAAAUAUUCUCAAACUGAGACCAUGGAGGAUCCGAGAUUUGUAGAUCUAGAACCAGAGUUGGAAUCGAUUACUAAUGAAAUCACGGAUAUGUACCUGUUGGAUUUUAAUGACGCCAGACCAGUGUUCCUAAAUGUUCGAAAAUGGUUGGAUAAAGCGAAGGAGUACUACACCUUCGAGAAUCACGCGUCCGAUUAUGCCUGGAUCGCGCAAGAUCUCUCUCAAGCGUACAAGUAUCUAGCGUUCUUCGAGGACAAUGAAGACAGGCAGGCGAGAAUGCACAAACGGCGAAUAGACAUUUUGGAGAAAGUAAUCGAGGGAUUAUGCCCGCGGUACUACCGGGUCGUCUGCAGGGAGAUUUGGAUCGAGCUGGCAGAAACGUAUUUGGAGAUCCUGGAUUUGAAGUUCGAACGUUUGCAAGCGUCCAACGAGAAGGCGACGCCGCAGAUGAUAGCGAAGAUUGAGCGCCUGUCGAGAAACAGCAUAAAGCACUUUCAGUCCUAUCUGAAUUCUUUGGAGAUGAGCAAAUCCGAAAGCGGGGUUGAAUCCUUCUCGGACGACUUGCUACAUCAGGCGUUAUACGCUUAUUUUCACAUAGGUAGAUUGUACAAUAGGAUCAUAACUUCUGAUGUGCAGCAAAAGAUAGAGAAUAUGCAGAAUAGUAUCGAUGCGUAUAGCUUCAUUGUCAAUUACUAUGACAAGCAUCCUGAAAAGCAAGAGAAAUUAGAUAAAUACGAAUUUAUAAAACUAUCUAAAGAAUUCGUCACUUUGCUGCCGCUUUCGUUAGAGAGAUUGAAGCAGCAGCAAAUAAAUCAAUAAUUCCGUUCUCUUUUCUUUCCUUAGAUUGUUUUCUACUUCACAUCUCUGUGAAAUAUUAUAGAAUAUGAUAUAUUUUGUUAUAUUUUCUUUUACAGGAAUGACUUACAGAAUCUGUAAAAUAUGUCGCAUGUAUUUAAAAUGAAUACUCUCGUAUGUAUUUGUCACGCUCAUUCGCUCAGAUACAUAUAAAUGUAAUAUAAUAAAAUUAUUAACGUUUGUAAUGCACAUAACUAUACAUUACAUUGCUAUACAUUAAAGAGAUAUUUAAGAUGAA
Messenger RNA from Pogonomyrmex barbatus (red harvester ant), 2290 nucleotides. RefSeq names its product KIF-binding protein. Gene Ontology annotation, biological process: neuron projection maintenance; microtubule cytoskeleton organization; central nervous system projection neuron axonogenesis. Gene Ontology annotation, molecular function: protein binding. The record is from RefSeq and is a predicted model, not a curated record. NCBI's taxonomy places the organism in Eukaryota, Metazoa, Arthropoda, Insecta, Hymenoptera, Formicidae.